AUGGCAAACAGCAAGACACAAUGUUUUAAAUGCAACGAAGAAAAAAUAACAUAUCCUUGUAAAGGAUGUUUAAAAGAAUUUUGUUUAAUUCAUUUAACAGAACAUAAACAAAUAUUAAAUGAUGAAUUAAAUCAUAUUGCCAAUAAUUUUAAUGAACUCAAACAAAUAAUUAAUGAACAAAAACAAAAUCUACAAACCUUUCCUUUAAUAGAACAAAUUAAUCAAUGGGAAAUAAGUUCAAUUAAAAUAAUUCAACAAAAAGCACAAGAUUGUAGAAAAAUUGCUAUGGAAUAUUUACCAACAUUCUUUAACAAUAUUGAAAAGGAAUUUAAUGAUUUAUCUAAACAAAUAAAGCAAAUUCAUAAAGACAAUGAAUUUAAUGAAAUUAAUUUAAACUAUUUAAAAAAUCAAUUGAUGACAAUUUCACAUGAAUUAAAUAAUCGAUCAAAUAUUUCUAUUCAACAAGAUUCACAAUCAUUUAUUAAUGAAAUUUCAAUUAUUGUACCAAAAAAACCAAAAUUCAGCAAAUGGAAACAAAAUGCCAUCACUGUGGCUGGUAGAAAUGGACAAGGACAAAAAUUAAAUCAAGUCAAUAGCCCUGAAGGAAUCUUUAUUGAUCAAAACAAAAGUAUUUUCAUUGCUGAUUGUAACAAUCAUCGUAUUGUUGAAUGGAAAUAUAAUGCAAAAGAAGGACAAAUCAUUGCAGGUGGAAAUAGACAAGGAAAUCGAAUGGAUCAAUUGAGUUGGCCUACAGAUGUGAUAGUUGAUGAACAAAAUCAUUCGAUUAUCAUUGCUGAUAAUGGGAACAGACGAGUGAUUCAGUGGCUGAACCAAACACAACAGAUUCUCAUCAAGAAUAUUCAUUGUUUUGGCCUGGUAAUGGAUAAAUAUGGAUAUGUUUAUGUUUCUGAUCAUAAGAAGAAUGAAGUGAGACGAUGGAAAUUGGGAGAAUAUAACAAUCAAGGAAUUGUAGUGGCUGGUGGAAAUGGAAAAGGAGAUCAACUCAGUCAACUCAAUUUUCCUACUUUUAUCUUUGUUGAUGAAGAACAAUCUGUUUAUGUAUCAGACAGAGACAAUGAUCGUGUGAUGAAAUGGAGAAAAGAUGCAAAAGAAGGAAUAAUUGUGGCUGAAGGAAAUGGUUAUGGUGGAAAUCACAAUGAAUUAUACUUCGUUGCAGGAGUAAUUGUUGAUGAUUUUGGUCAGAUCUAUGUGGCAGAUUAUUUGAAUUUUCGAGUAAUGCGUUGGUGUGAAGAAAAAGACGAAGGUGAAAUUGUUGUUGGUGGAAAAGGUCAAGGGAAUCAAUCAAAUCAAAUGAAUGGUCCCGUAGGUUUAUCUUUUGAUGAUGAAGGCAAUCCUUAUGUUGCUGAUAUUUGGAAUCAUCGAAUUGAAAAAUUUGAAAUAAUUUUAUGA
Molecule: messenger RNA, 1410 nt
Organism: Adineta steineri
Lineage: Eukaryota; Metazoa; Rotifera; Eurotatoria; Adinetida; Adinetidae
Source: the annotation of a GenBank genome assembly